Engraulis encrasicolus (European anchovy) is the source of this 1794-nucleotide messenger RNA. RefSeq lists its product as uncharacterized. The transcript has 5 exons. The record is from RefSeq and is a predicted model, not a curated record. Bases 1 to 1794 code for a protein of 597 amino acids. Gene Ontology annotation, molecular function: NAD+ poly-ADP-ribosyltransferase activity. Lineage: Eukaryota; Metazoa; Chordata; Actinopteri; Clupeiformes; Engraulidae. Gene Ontology annotation, cellular component: cytoplasm.
AUGUGGACAGAAGGUGACUUUCCUCCCCAAGGGCCUCCUCAGCUUGAAAGUGUGACUGAACCUGGAGAAAAUGGCACCUACAUGUACCACGGCACAACCAAAGCUGCUGCUGCUGCCAUCCAGCGUGAGGGCUUCAGGCAGUCCAAAGAUGGCAUGCUGGGAAAAGGUGUCUACCUCAGCCGAGAUCUGCAGAAGGCGAGCAGAUAUCCUCUGGAUCACCCUGAAUAUGACAGGGCUGUUGUGAAGGUGCGGGUGAAUGUGGGCAGGGUGAUUGCGAUCAACUACCAGGGCCAUCCCCAGCAGAAGACCUGGCAUGACUAUGGCUUUGACACGGCCUGGGUUCCCCCUAACUGUGGCAUGGUGCAGAGCGGGCUGGAGGAGGACUGUGUGUGGGAUCCAAAGAGAAUUCAAGUCAUCAACAUCAUUUACCCAAUGUUGGGCCAGCAAGGGAGUAUACCACAAGACCCCCUGGAUGAUAAAGGAGUCUAUACAAUGUACCACGGCACUUCCAAAGAAGCUGCAAAAGGCAUUCUGAUGUCCGGCUUCAGGCAGUCCAGCGGGGGUAUGCUGGGGAGAGGAGUCUACCUCAGCAGGGAUUUGCAGAAGGCCAGCAGGUACCCUCUGGAGCUUCCUGAAUCGCAGCGAGUGAUCAUCAAAGUCAUAGUAAGAGUUGGGAGGGUGAAAAAAAUCGACUGCCAGGGCCACCCCCUGCAGAAGACCUGCACAAAGGACAACCGAGCCGACGAAGCGUCCAGAGGGCUGAGGGUCCGGCCUUUCAUCGAUCACAACAGGUGGAUACAGGCUCCAAGUCUGUUGCGUCUUCCAGAACAGGACUGGCCUUGUGACGUGGUGGACACUUUGAUCAAGUUGGACGACCCAGAGGUCAAGAAGGAAGCUGUAGUGAAUGAAGUCAACGUAAAUGCGUCCUCUGACAGCACCAGCUAUCUUAUUAGCUACAUCUCAGACUGGAGGAAACUGAAAGUAAAAUUAGCCUGGCUCCUGAGGCUGAGGAAGCUACUUCUGUACAGGGCUCGCAGAAGGAAGGUGCCAGAUGCUGCCAGCAGCACACAGGAUUCUACUGAACCCAAAGGAAGCUUGACUGUCGAGAAGCUUGACUGUUUGAGGCUGAGACCGCUAAUUCGCUUCUGUCAGCGACAAAGGUUUGAAGAAGAAAUAGCCAUCUUGUCUGCAAGGAAGACGGUCAGCAAGAAAAAUGUGCUCUACAAGCUGGACCCACGACUGGAGGACGGGAUGUGGGCAGAAGAUGAUUUUGUUCCAUUCGAUUCACCUCGCCUUCAAAGCGUUGAUCGACCCGAUGAUGAUAAAACCUACACCGUGUACCAUGGCACGUCCAGAGAAGCCGCAGCAUCCAUUCUGAGGACAUGGUUUAAGCAGUCCAGCGGCGGUAUGCUGGGGAGAGGAGUCUACCUCAGCCGGGACCUGAAGAAGGCCAGCAAGUACCCUCUGAAUCUAUUCUGGUGCCAAAAGGUUAUCCUGAAAGUGUCUGUGUCUGUCGGAAAAGUGAAGAAGAUUAACUAUAAGUACCACCCCAUGCAGUACUCCUGGCAUACUAAGUACGGCUACGACACAGCCUGGGUGCCCCCUAACUGUGGUGUGGUGAAGAGCGGGCUAGAGGAGGAUUGUGUGUGGGAUCCUGACAGAAUUAAAAUAGUUGACGUCAUAUAUCCUAGUAAUUGUGCCAUCUUCUGCAUGGUCGCAACAGCAGCCAUCUUCCUGAUAGGAGCUGCAGUCAUCUUGCUUUUUCCUGAAGAAAUAAAAAGUGCUUGGAUCUAG